Messenger RNA from Peniophora sp. CBMAI 1063, 747 nucleotides. The record is from the annotation of a GenBank genome assembly. Lineage: Eukaryota; Fungi; Basidiomycota; Agaricomycetes; Russulales; Peniophoraceae.
AUGUCCUCCUCGCGAGCCGUACACUACACUCAAGUUCACAUACCACUGCCACCUCCGCCUGAUGAAGAUGCUCGCGCCGCAGCCUCCCGAUUUCGCACAUUGCUCUCCGAAGCCCGACCAGCAGUCAAGACCGCCGUGUUCAUGACUCUGUACUCCUGGGACUGGGCAUGGAACGAAACGCUCUUCAACGAACGGCUCGCUUGGAAAACCUAUGAGGUUUGCCCUCCCGGUCUCAAGAAGGCCUUGGAUCUCAUUGUAACCCAUGAUAUCCCAGUCUAUAUCCAAGACGACCGCGAGCUGCGGCGACAUGUCUACUUCGGUUGCGGGUCCCUUGUGGAUUUGACAAAGGCCCGGGGCGGCACUGAGAGUAGCAAUCUACUUUCUCCGGGAGAGUUCGCGCGAUCACUCCGGUCGGUCGGUCCUCAUGUUCAGGCGUCUAUGUUACGAACCUUUUCCCAUUGGACCGAUGUACGACUUGUCGAUCAAUACGGAGACUUGCUCAAGCCCAGGAAGCUCGAGCAACUAUACUCCGCCGCGCCGGAACCAGUCAAGAUCGCUCUUAGCUUCAUCCACCAUUUUGAGUACGACCAACGUGUCAACAACCAGAAGGAUCUUGACCGUUUGACGGAGUUUCAGCGGAAGCUACACGACGAGGAUCAUCGUUGGGGAGGACUUCGACGGUGCGACCAUGAGAACAUUGUUCGCCUUUGGGGAGACAUCGUGGAGGCGGUGUUGGAGGAUGGUUAG